AACAUUGUAAAAUUAAGGAAUUGUUCUUUCGUGAAGUUGCGUCAUCCACAUGGUUCUCAUUUUUGCCUGUAGUAGAAUAAAAUAUUAAAGUAUAUUGAUAAGUUCGUAAUUUAAUUAAAAAUGUUGUCCGCGACGCGAGUGAUUAGCCGAAAGGCUUUGGAGUGUUCAGGAAUUGGAACAGACUUUUACACUCAAAGGAAUUUUUCCACAAUCCUAAAAAAUACCGCAGCACCCACCGUUCCAAUUUAUCAGCAGCAUGCAAUUCAAUAUAGGCACAAAUCAGAUGGUGUUCGCGGCGCCGUCAUCGGCAUUGACUUGGGAACAACUAACUCAUGUGUUGCCGUUAUGGAAGGAAAAACACCAAAGGUGGUGGAAAACACAGAGGGAUCUCGUACUACCCCAUCGCAUGUAGCAUUUAGUAAGGAUGGUGAACGAUUAGUUGGUAUGCCAGCUAAACGUCAGGCGGUUACCAACAGCGGAAACACCUUCUAUGCUACCAAGAGACUGAUUGGUCGCAGAUUUGAAGACCCAGAAGUGCAAAAGGAUAUGAAAAACUUGUCAUACAAGGUUGUCAGAGCUUCGAAUGGAGAUGCCUGGGUGCAAGGAAGCGACGGCAAAGUCUAUUCGCCGAGUCAGAUUGGUGCAUUCGUUCUGAUUAAGAUGAAGGAGACUGCUGAAGCGUAUCUGAACACUACAGUUAAGAAUGCAGUGGUCACCGUACCAGCUUACUUCAAUGACUCUCAGCGACAGGCUACCAAGGAUGCUGGACAAAUCUCUGGUUUGAACGUACUCCGUGUGAUCAAUGAACCCACAGCCGCCGCACUGGCCUAUGGAAUGGACAAGACUGAAGAUAAAAUUAUAGCGGUUUACGACUUGGGCGGUGGAACAUUUGAUAUCUCGGUACUGGAGAUUCAGAAGGGUGUGUUUGAAGUGAAGUCCACGAAUGGAGACACUCUUCUCGGUGGAGAGGACUUCGACAAUGUCAUUGUCAACUUCCUGGUUGACGAGUUUAAACGAGACCAAGGCAUCGAUAUCCGCAAAGACGCGAUGGCCAUGCAGCGGCUUAAAGAGGCUGCUGAAAAGGCGAAGAUUGAAUUAUCUGGCUCCGUACAGACUGAUAUCAACCUGCCGUAUUUGACCAUGGACGCCUCUGGACCCAAGCACAUGAAUCUUAAGAUGACCCGUUCGAAGCUCGAGUCCUUGGUGGGUGAUCUAAUUAAGCGGACAAUUGCGCCUUGCCAGAAAGCUUUGCAAGACGGCGAAGUCUCUCGCACCGAUGUCGGUGAGGUUCUCCUCGUCGGAGGAAUGACAAGAAUGCCCAAGGUCCAACAAACAGUCCAAGAGAUCUUCGGCAGAGCACCAUCAAGGGCAGUCAAUCCCGAUGAGGCCGUGGCCGUCGGUGCAGCUGUUCAGGGUGGUGUUCUGGCCGGUGACGUCACAGACAUUCUCCUGCUUGACGUGACACCCCUGUCGCUCGGUAUCGAAACCCUGGGUGGAGUGUUCACUAAGUUAAUCACAAGGAACACUACAAUCCCGACCAAGAAGAGCCAGGUGUUCUCUACAGCUGCUGAUGGCCAGACCCAAGUGGAAAUCAAAGUGCACCAGGGUGAACGUGAAAUGGCGACGGACAACAAAUUACUCGGACAAUUUUCGCUCGUGGGAAUUCCCCCUGCGCCCAGGGGAGUGCCACAAAUCGAAGUGACAUUUGACAUUGACGCUAACGGCAUCGUACACGUAUCGGCGAGGGAUAAGGGCACUGGAAAGGAACAACAAAUCGUUAUCCAAUCAUCGGGCGGUCUUUCAAAGGACGAGAUCGAGAACAUGGUGAAGGCAGCGGAACAGUUCGCAACCGCUGACAAAGCCAGGCGCGAAAGAGUCGAAGUCUCCAACCAGGCUGAGGGUGUACUACACGAUACGGAGACCAAGAUGGAUGAAUACAAGGACCAGUUGCCACAGGAAGAGUGUGAGAAAUUGCGCGUGGAGAUGGGCAAGCUCCGUGAAUUGCUCGCGCAGAAGGACAGCGCCGAGCCGGAAGCCAUUCGUACGGCCACCAACACACUGCAACAGGCCAGCUUGAAGCUCUUCGAGCAGGCUUACAAGAAGAUGGCGGCAGAGAGAGACAGCCAGCAAUCCUCCCAACAAUCCACCCAACAGACUGAGCAGACAGACGAUAAGAAAGAAGAGAAGAAGAAUUAAAAACGCACCACUUUCUAAGGCACACCGCACACAGACUAGAGUGAUAAGUUCUUUUGCAAAAAGUGUAUAUGUAAUGUGCUUUUUUCUGGUACUUGCAGUCAAGAUAAAGACAAUACUAAAGAUUUCAAUAACUGAUGUUUCAUUUUUAGUUAGCGGACAUUGGUGGUACAAAGUUUUUUUUAAAAUAUGGAUUUUCGUUUAUUACAAGCUUACCUAUUUAAAUUAAUUGAAGUAUUGUGUUCUGGCAACAUUUACGAUUAGUUGACUAACUAAUGUUGCUAGCUCUAUAAUACUUUUGCAUUUAUAGUUUGCAAAAAUAUAAUAUAAGAAGCUUGUGUGCGGUGAGCUUUUCCAACGUACAUUAGUUGUAUAUAUUAGUGAUGCCAAAAACUUUCCGUUAUUCAAUUUUGGUAUAUUAUUAUUUUAGUUAUUUUUUUAUUAAUAAUUUUGGGCAAUGGCCGUAUUUUUCUUAAAACAAUAAAAUUUCCUUUAUGUCAAUAAAUUAUAGAAUUUCUACCCCCUUACUAAAAAAAACUCUUACUGAUUGACAGUACUCGACUCUCUUUAUAGCAGUGUUAACACAAUUUGACAGACAGAGACGGAACAGUAUAAAAAAAGUUGUUUUUAUUAAUAAAGGGGUAUUAAAAUGUCUUUUCUAUUGCCCAAAUAUUAGUAAAAUUUUGUCUCAACAGGUUUGAGUAGUGAUUGUCUUAGCUUUAGUAGUACCACUUGUAGUUACAACGUUCAAAUAAAUGUUUUUUUUAUUUUUGUUUUCAUUCAUAAAUUACUUUAAUGAAGAAAUUGAUUUACACACAACAAGUGUUGUCAGCAAGAUAUAUUGAUGCUGAUAGUUUCACAAAAUCAUUUUUGUACAAAAAACACUCUUGCUCAUCUGCCGGAAACCAAUUCCUAGCUAUUAAUAUAUUUAAAGGACUGGUAUUAUAGUUUUGGAAUUAUUAUUGUUUAAUAUCAAUUUUAUAUAGAUUCAACCAAAAUCUUGUGCUUUAUAGAGGUUUCAUUAAAAAACUGAUACACAAAUGUCAUUUAAAACACAAGUAUUACAAUGCGACCAUAGAUUGUAGAAUACAUAAUUUGUUUUAUUAUUAUAUUUGGCUUAGAGUUAAGUGGCAUCAUAAUUUACUUGUUAUUGUUGUUAAAGCAAGGGUCUGCCUGGUUAAAUGUAUGUCCGACUAUUAGAUUAGUGCAAUAUAUUAUUAUGAAAU
Pieris brassicae (large cabbage white) is the source of this 3419-nucleotide messenger RNA. It is a transcript of the gene Hsc70-5, whose product is annotated as heat shock 70 kDa protein cognate 5. Gene Ontology annotation, biological process: protein refolding; cellular response to unfolded protein. NCBI's taxonomy places the organism in Eukaryota, Metazoa, Arthropoda, Insecta, Lepidoptera, Pieridae. The transcript has 14 exons. Gene Ontology annotation, cellular component: mitochondrion; cytoplasm. Bases 121 to 2196 code for a protein of 691 amino acids. Gene Ontology annotation, molecular function: ATP hydrolysis activity; ATP binding; ATP-dependent protein folding chaperone. The record is from RefSeq and is a predicted model, not a curated record.